AUGUUGAACCAAAUCUACAACUUCUUCCUGAAAGAAGACGUCGAAACAGAGAUCAAACGAACGCUCGUUCAACUGAACCUGACUCCACUCAUGGCGGAAAACACUCCCGCGGGGCCCACCGGUCUCCCUCCUCGCAAGGUUGACACAUUCACCGGAGAUGUGAUCCAUCACGACACGUACCCAGAGAUCAACCCACUCACUUCAUCAGACUGCUCCGGGAAAGCGGUUCUCAUCACGGGUGCCAGCAAGGGACUGGGCAGGGCCAUUGCGAUCGGCUACGCCGAAGCCGGCGCAUCUCAUAUUGCGGUAGCUGCUCGAUCAGACGUCUCUUCUACUGUCGCUGCCGUCCGUGAAGCGGCAAAGAACGCUGGGCGAGAUGAGCCCACAGUGUUUGCCCUCGAGAUGGACGUCAGUGACAUGGCCAGCGUAAGAGCGGCAGCGGAGAGGCUAACGACCGAAUGGAGGCGGCUGGACAUCUUGGUUAACAACGCCGGUUACAUGGCCCCAUUCAACUUGCUGCUGGACACGGAUGAUGAUGAGUACAUGAAGGCCUGGGAUGUGAACUACUGGGGCACAUACAGAGCCACCAAAGCGUUCUUGCCCUUGAUGCUCAAGGGCGGCGAUAAGACGAUUGUCAAUAUGUCUUCAGUUGCGGCGCACUUCAUGGGGGCCGGUGGUGGUGCAUACCACGUAUCAAAGUUCGCCCUCAUCCGCUUUACCGAAUUUGUUCAGGAUGAAUAUGGUGAUCAGGGGGUUCUCGCAUUCUCCAUCCACCCUGGUGUAGUCAGGAUGACCGAUACCCCAGAGCUAGCUGCCCAUUCCAUUCCCUAUCUUACCAGUAAGAAGAGGGAGUGGCUUGGUGGAAGAUGGCUCAGCUGCAUGUGGGAUAUGCCAAAGCUGAUGACUAUGGAGAAAGAGAUUGUGGAGAAUAAUCUGUUGAAGUUCAAGUGCAUGGGCCUGUAA
Messenger RNA from Colletotrichum chrysophilum, 963 nucleotides. RefSeq lists its product as uncharacterized. Lineage: Eukaryota; Fungi; Ascomycota; Sordariomycetes; Glomerellales; Glomerellaceae. The transcript has 4 exons. The coding region runs from base 1 to 963 and encodes 320 amino acids. The record is from RefSeq and is a predicted model, not a curated record.